CCGUCUCUGGUACUGUCAUCAAACGGCGCCGGUGUUUCACUAUCGGCUACUGAGAAUAGUUCUGGUUCCACUUCGAAACGUUCAGUUGACAACUCUCCAGACUGCAGUAUAGAAAGCCUCCAUAAGGACACAAUUAAAGUAAGGAGUAGAUAUCUGGAGUAGCAACAGUUAUCCGGAGGUCCCAACAGCGCCCGGUGCCAGAGCGCGCCCUGCUGACGCAACCACGUCAGUGCUGUUCACUGCAUGACCGUCAGCAAUGUCCCCAGAACGGCCCAGGGAGGGACCGAGGAAAGUCACUGAACCAGUCUCACAUUGUGCUGCCGGGCCACCUGUUAAAGAGCAGCCGCUGUCAUCGCCUGGGUCUCCGUGAAGUAGCAUGCGGGACGAGAUCCGCUCGGAGCGCACUGAGCGGGACGAGCCCAAAGUGAAGUGAGAAGGAGCGGAGAGAGGCGCGCUUCCGCACCGCAUGUUGAGCCAGCAAGUUGCCUGACAGAACAAAAGUCGCGUCGACGGGGAAGACGGGGAAGACGGGGAGACGCUCUCGGAUUUAACAAAGCUUUUCAGGGACACUUGUUUCGGAAAAAUGAAAUUCGCGGAGCAUCUUUCGUCCCAUAUCACCCCAGAGUGGAGGAAACAAUAUCUUCGCUAUGAGGCCUUGAAGGAAAUGCUGUAUUCGGCCCAGGACCAAGCCCCAUCCAUAGAAGUCGCAGAUGAAGACACAGUGAAGCGAUACUACGCUAAGUUUGAGGAGAGGUUUUUCCAGAUCUGUGAGAAGGAGCUUCUGAAAAUCAACACAUUCUAUUCAGAAAAGCUCGCUGAAGCUCAGCGACGGUUUGCAACGCUGCAAAAUGAGCUGCAGUCAUCAAUGGAUGCCCAGCGAGAGAACAACACUCCGCACGGCCUUCGCAAACGCAAGACGUUGUUCCACCUGACGCAGGAGGAGCGCUCCAAGCACCACAACAUCAUGGACCUGAAGCUAGCCUUCAGCGAGUUCUACCUCAGCCUCAUCCUGCUCCAGAACUACCAGAACCUGAACUUCACUGGUUUCCGUAAAAUCUUGAAAAAACAUGAUAAGAUUCUGGACACGACUCGUGGAGCCGAGUGGCGUGUGGCUCAUGUGGAUGUGGCCCCUUUUUACACCUGCAAGAAGAUUACUCAGCUCAUCACUGAGACAGAGACUCUGGUCAUCACAGAGCUGGAGGAAGGAGAUCGUCAGAGGGCUAUGAAGAGGUUGAGAGUUCCUCCUCUGGGGGCAGCUCAGCCUGCUUUGGCCUGGACGACCUUCAGAGUGGGUCUCUUCUGUGGUUUCUUCAUCAUUCUAGUUGUCGCCUUCGUUCUCACUGGUGCUGUUUUCAUGCGCUACGAGAACAUUUGGCCUCUGGUGCGCAUCUAUCGUGGCGGCUUCCUGUUGAUCCAGUUCCUCUUCCUGCUGGGGAUUAACACCUACGGCUGGAGACAGAAUGGAGUCAACCAUGUUCUCAUCUUUGAGAUUGACCCUCGAGAAAACUUGUCACACCAGCACCUGUUUGAGAUUGCUGGUUUCCUGGGUGUGUUAUGGUGUCUCAGCAUCCUCUCGUGUCUGUACUCAGAGUACACCUACCUCCCCAUGCAGAUCAACCCUCUCAUUCUUUACGGCUUCAUGGUGCUCUUCCUCAUCAACCCAUUUAAAACCUGCUACUACAAAUCCCGCUUCUGGCUCAUCAAACUGCUGUUUCGUGUUUUCACUGCACCGUUUCAUCGGGUGGAAUUUGCAGACUUCUGGCUUGCAGAUCAGCUCAACUCCCUGGUGUUUGUACUCAUGGACUUCGAGUAUCUCCUCUGCUUCUACAUCUUUGAGUUGCAGUGGAGCAACAGCAAGGGGCUGCUUCCCCCAGAUUCCAGUGACCGCAUCUGCCACAGUUACUGGUACGGCCUGCGCGCCAUCAUCCAGUGUCUGCCCGCCUGGCUUCGUUUCAUCCAAUGCUUGAGGCGUUACCGUGACACCAAGAGGGCCUUCCCACACCUGGUCAACGCCGGCAAAUACUCCACCACCUUCUUUGUUGUCACCUUCGCAGCUCUCUACGCCACACACCAGGAACAAGGACACACGGACGCAGACAUGUUUCUGUACCUUUUGAUCGUGUUCUCCACCAUCAGCUCCCUCUACACUCUGACCUGGGAUCUAAUUAUGGACUGGGGUUUGUUUGACCGUGGAGCAGGAGAAAACACUUUCUUGAGAGAAGAAAUCGUUUACCCGCACAAGGCCUACUACUACUUUGCCAUCGUGGAGGACGUGCUUCUGCGUUUUGCCUGGACCAUCCAGAUCUCUCUUUCUACAAUGACCGAUCCUCACUCUGUGGGCGACAUCGUGGCCACCAUCCUAGCUCCUCUGGAAGUCUUCAGGCGCUUCGUGUGGAACUUCUUCCGUCUCGAGAACGAGCACCUGAAUAACUGCGGCGAGUUUCGAGCGGUGCGGGACAUCUCGGUGGCGCCGCUCAACGCUGAUGACCAGACGGUGCUGGAGCAGAUGAUGGACCAGGAAGACGGCGUCAGGAACCGUUCAGGCAAGAUCUGGAAGAGGAACCACAGCUUGUCUCUCCGACGCGCCCAGCUGUUGUCCUCACACUCAAAGAAGGACACAAAGGUGCUGAUUGAAGAUACGGAUGACGAGGCCUUCAGCUGAGUCCGCUCCAUCAUCUAAAACACACACACACACACACACACACACACACACACACACCAUGCUAUACUUAUAAGGACCGCCUUUCUUUUUCUCCUUCAUAGUGUGACAAGUUGGUUUAAACAUCAGUGUAAUUGCUUAAAUGCAUAAGAAAGCUCCUCACUUUAACAGAAAUUACCUCAUCUUCAUAAUCUCUCAGUGUCUAGAGUUGGUCCUUAAAAGUAUAGGAAACACAAAGUACAAUCCAGAGACACACAAAGACAAAGAGAAACCUGCUGAAGCACAAGCAACAUGUCAUCUCGGUGCUGUUGAGGAGAGAGCCGACGCUACAUUCACACUGAUGUCAAAGAAACCUUCUUCACUUAACUUACAGAAGCAGACCACACUGCCUGGGAUGAUUCACUUCUUUUAUCGAGAAUGACUUCUUUACUGUCUUUUGGGGUUUGUUUGUUUUUUUUACCUUGAGAUGUUUUGGGUUUUGUUGAGUUUCACUUCAGGAUAUGCUGCAGACGACUGUUCACACGCCUUUCUAACACCUCCAGGAUCAACAGGGAGAAGACGAAGCCAAUGAAAGACUAAAACCAGGAAUCUAAGAAAGGACUGAACACACGUGACACCAUAUCUAACAAAUCAACUGGUUUCAACUUGUUGAUUUCUUUUAUACUCCUCUUUUUAUGUUUUUUUUUUCUUUAGCUGUAGUGAACGAUCGCAACCCUUGAAGCACUUGCAGGAAAAGUGCGUUUACAACAUGAAAAAGGUUCCUUAAAUAUGAAAGAUGUUUCAAUUCAAACACUUAUCUUUGACGUUUCUUUGUUAUAUACGUGUAUUACUACUACAGAUGUUUAUACUAAUAGACUGUUGAUGUGUUUUAUAGCAUUAAAUGUGCCACGUCUUUAUCAAAAACGCAAAGCCCUGAGGUACUCCCUUACUUAAUUGGAGGAUUUUAAAUCUCUGAUGUUAUCUUAAAGUGCUCUUUUACACAGACUUCAGCGUUGCAAUUAACACUGGUUACCAAAGUUUUCUUAUGAAUGUGAUUCAAAUGAGGAUAAAUCUGUUCAUCACGUCUGUCUGAUGGAGUCAAACAAUACCAGUGCCGGAGUUUUGUUUAUCUGCUGCAAUCUGCUUCAUUUUGUAGUCAACCUGCGGCUUGUUGGAGACAUGAGUGGGCAUCUAAUCCUAUAAAAGGUCUUUAUAUAGGUUCAUCUCAGUAAAUUAGAAUGUCAAAAGAAUGUUCAUUUAGUUCAGUAACUCACAAAAUUAAACUGAUGUAGAUUCAACCUUUGUUUGGUCCACAGCAAACAGAAGGGUGGACCAGUUAAUCUCCACGUGACGAACAGUAUUUACUACAAAUAGUUAGCUGGGUCUCUUUCUACAUGAGUUACUGCAUCAGUGCGGCGUGGCAUGGAGGAGAUCAGCCAGUGGUUCUGCUGAGGUCUUCAGGAAGUUGAACUACGAGCGCCUCCAGUUUGUUUGCAUUGUCUUUGUUAUCUCGUUUUCCUCUAGGUAAUACAUAGCUUCUCUAUUAGGUUCAGUUUUUCUGGCCAGUCAUGGUUAGUCAUUGAUAUUAUGGUCAUUAAUGUAGGUAUUGAUACCUUAGAUACCUUUGGCACUGUGGAAAAUGAAAUCAGCAUCUCGAGAAAGAUGGAAACAUGAUUUGAUCUAAAAUGUUCUGGUAAACGGUUGAAUUCUGUGCGGCUACACUUGGUUUCAUUUGAACUUUUGACAGCAGGCCUUUAUUUUUCUCUUUAUUCAAGUUAAGGGGAUUUUGAUGUCUCUUGUUUAGGAGUGUUCAGUUUGCCAGUAUCCUCCUAUGUGUGGCGUUAAUUACACAGUUGUACUUUUUCUUUCCACUCAACUUUCCAUUAAUGUACUUGUGUAUGGCUGUUCUUCCCCACACCAUUAACUUUACAUCCGCCAUGAAACAGUUGGUUAGCUGCAAGCCACAAUCAUCGGUUAACAGAAAUAAAUGCUUGAAACGUUUCUCAGUGUGUCAAAUAAAUGAGUUUCACUGAUGUUUUAAUUUACAGAAAUGGGAAUUAAAGGUGACGGUAAUCAGCUAAAAGCAGAAGCUAAAUAAUUUUCAUGCGCUGUGGUUACUGUCCAGAGAUGAAUAUGUUGUAUAGUUUUAGGACUAAAGUUUUUGUAACAGUUUAAAUUAAAGCUUCUUGCUGAAUUGGUUUCUGCUUACAAAGAAAUGUUUGUGCGUGCUUUGAUUUCUGUGAUCGCAGCACCAGGGUGCUGAUGGAAACUGGGAUUUCUCUCUGUUGCCAAAUUACUCCUUAUGUUGACUUUUGAAUAAAUUCAGAGGGUAGUCUGGCAUUUUUAUUAUUAUUAUUAUUUCUGUGAAUUAAAUAUUUGCUGAUUGUCAGACUUCUAUUACUCUGCGCUUCAUUUAAGUUUUUGAUCUUCAGUGUGGCCUCGCCUGUUUGACUUCAGGUGUUGUGGUUUCUUCAGAUAAAUGUGCUGACGUCUGCUCUUAUUUCUCUGCUGGCUUUGCUCACAUACGUUACCAGAAUCUUUUAGUGAGUUCCUUCUUCUAGUAACAAGCCCAGAAAAAAAAUGACUCGUCUUGUUUUCUGGUUGCUUAUACUCCCAUCCGAUCUUAAUGUGAACUGGAAAGUUUAAAGGGUGGAAAACCUCUCUGUCCACAUUGAUACUCUGCAUAGACACUGCAACAGGCAUUCACACACACGCUGACAGCUCACAUCGUCUCUCUUGUCAGACAGUUUUGUAUAAAGGUUAUGUCGUCUUGCCUGCAUGCUGCUCUUGUUUUUACUUUGUACAGAGCUCUUAAUUUAUUCAACAUAGUGUUUAUAUUAGUAAUGUUUGCACACACCGACAAUGAUGAAUUUUUAUUUGUAGCCAUUUGUGCUCCUGGACAAGCAGUAUUUUUUAGGCAAAGAGGAGCUUUUUGUUGAUUGUAUACAAUCCUGCACUCUUAUUUUGAUUUCUCCUCUGCCUGUGUAAAGCUGUUGAAACGUGUUUGUAAGAAGAAGAAGAACUGAUGUUUCGCUGUAUCUUGUUGGUGGUUUCUUUAAAUUUAAAAGCCUCACGGCGCAGGUGCGGGGGCAGAUUCCUGAGGCUGAUAUGCUGUUUGUACAUUUGUGAAAGUGCAUGAAAACAUUUGUGACAUCUGUUGUUGGUGACUGUCCUGCAGACAGAAGCACUUUGACACAUUUCAGUUCAGCCCAGGGACAGACUGUGGUCCAAGCAGAAGUCGGUAAACUGACCAGUUUAGAUGACCUGUCUCUGUUCAUAAAAGCUGAAACCAGGGUUAUUUUGUACAGUUUCGUGUUUGAUGAGAUGAUGGUGAAAAACCCUGACAUCCCGUUUUCUGAUUUUGUUUUGGGUUUUUUUUCUUACCCACUGCUUGCUGAAACCUUCAUGGUGUAAAAGUGCUUAAAUGUGUGCACCCCUCACUCCCCAAUUGAUGUCGUUUGUACCCUUUCUCUAAACUAUUUGAACGUGCUAGUACCCGUAGUUUGGUAGAUGGAUGUUCUGGUUUGAUAACUUUUAAGAAAAACAAUACAUUAAAUGUGAUUUUAAGAGAAAAUGUCUGAACAUUUCUCCCCGAGUCGCUUUUACAGAGUAGUUUGUACAUGUUGAGUGUUUACCAAUGUUCUAUGAUGGUUUUUCUCAUGGUCUUUGUAUUUCUGUAAACACUUUGGUGAUCCUGUCAUAUCUGGGUUUUAUAAACCAUGAUUAUUUUUAAAACUCACUCUGCCUCUUGACCCUUCUUUCACCUUCUGUUUUUAGUUUCCAUCAAAUGAGAAGCUCUGCCUAGGGACAUUUUCAGCUUCAGUGGUGCGUCGCUUCAGCUCUGACCGACCUUUUUCCUGAUUCAGAGGUACUUUAGAGUGUGUUGGUUUCCUCUUUGUAAACGCCCGCGUUUGUUUUUAAGGUUUGU
Molecule: messenger RNA, 6566 nt
Organism: Gambusia affinis (western mosquitofish)
Lineage: Eukaryota; Metazoa; Chordata; Actinopteri; Cyprinodontiformes; Poeciliidae
Gene: xpr1a
Product: xenotropic and polytropic retrovirus receptor 1a
Exons: 16
Coding region: 584-2662 (692 amino acids)
Biological process (GO): phosphate ion transport; cellular response to phosphate starvation
Cellular component (GO): plasma membrane; cytoplasm; Golgi apparatus
Molecular function (GO): inositol hexakisphosphate binding
Source: RefSeq, a predicted model, not a curated record